CGAUGUGCUUGGUGCAAUCCGAGGUCAGAGCCGCAGACAAGGGGAUAGUAAUCUGCGACUAGUUUACACAGCCAUGGAACCAUGAGUGGAGUCAUAUUGCUCCAUGAUUACCUCGCCUCCUGUAGCUGGGAUGCGAGAUCUCGCUUGUACCAUUCGCUGCAUGGACUACGCCGCACUCCUGCACCGGAUAAGUGGUAUUGGCGCCUGUUGCUACCAACUACGACCACCAAGACGCAAUCACAGGACUCACUUCGUCCGCGCCGCCAACACUAACGACUUAAAGCACGAUCAAUACAAUGUGAUACCACAGACACGGCACGGUCAAAGCGCUUUGCAAGUAUGUGGCGGACGCGGUGUUCCUCACGAAUUUGCGGCACGUCUCAUCUUUUGUUCUCCUCUGCUCUGUUCUCGUGGAUACCUUUUUGUCCGUACAAUGGCUUUGACUAGUGUUUUUUGGUUGACUGUGGCCGGCACACUGGUGCAGGGCGAGCUCGUUACUGUCCAGGUUCGAGCCAGGCCGCCGCCCUCAUGGUGCUCCGAGUCGGGCAAUUCGUGCCCUUCGACAACGGCCGAGCAGACUUCGACACAGGUGCCGACAUUCGUCACGUUGCCGUCGGCCGUGUCCAUCACAGAAGCGCCGGAGCCAUCAAGCACGACAUCAUCCUUCUUCAACGCGUCGGCCUGGCCUACUGGAAACGUGGCGAAGCCAGUGCCGCCGCCUUGUGCAGGAAGAUGUCUUCGAGGGGGGGUCUUCUACGAUUGCAAAUUAGACGACGCGUCAAACGAUUUUUCUUGCGUAUGUUCGAAGCAGCGACGAUUUGUGGACGAGUUCUUCGAUUCGGUAGCGCCUUGUGUAGCGAAUUCAACAGGGUGCUCGGAAGGGGAGUGGGCUGCGUACAUGUACAUGAUGGAAAGCACAUGUGGCGCCCUCGGUAAUCCGAUUUCGACAUUGCCAUCGACGAUCUCAACAUGGAUGAAGUACACCUAUUCGCCCACUGAUUCGCAAACGGGAAGUAUACCGACCACACUGGCAACUACAACGUCGUCGGGCGCGUCGGGACCCGCGGGUUCCUCGAAUUCGGAGAACUCAACUGGCAGCGCGAAAGGAUCUGGAGGCAUGCCCACUGGCGCGGCUGCAGGUCUAGGUGCGGGUAUUGCCGUCGGCGCGCUUGCCAUCAUUGCCGGCGUAGCAUUCUUCAUCUGGCGGAAACGGCGCGGCAAAGCUCAAGAAAAGGAGACAGAGGAAGUCGAUGACGCGACGCCACCUCCUGAUGGUCCUGUUGGACCCGCUGACGAAAAGAAGGCGCUGGUGUACGAACACUCAGCACCAGUGGGGGCGUCAGAGCUUGAUGGCGGCGAUGAGAGGGCAGAAUUAUAUUCGCCACCAGCGCCAGCUGCUGCAGAUAUCGGAACAAGCACUUUUGUAUCGGAGCUUCCGGGUGAUUCGAACUACCUCCAGACAUUGCCGAAACCAGAUGCCGCGAGGAUGAGUACAGUGUCAGAGCUUGAUGCUGAUGUUUGGAAGAGGGACAAAUGAAGCCGAUAAGCGGACCUGUAAGGAUUGGAUCUUCAGCGAAAGCAGCCGCCUGGAAUCGACCUUUAGCUGGAGCCUCGCGGGAUCGUUAGAGGCGGCCAGUGACUUGACACGGGAAGAGGUAGUGGUUUUGUGUGAUACG
Molecule: messenger RNA, 1676 nt
Organism: Paraphaeosphaeria sporulosa
Lineage: Eukaryota; Fungi; Ascomycota; Dothideomycetes; Pleosporales; Didymosphaeriaceae
Exons: 3
Coding region: 104-1537 (477 amino acids)
Source: RefSeq, a predicted model, not a curated record